CCCCUUUAGCUUUAUAACCCCCCCAGGAGUCCCCCACCUUCUCUUCUUCUAAUCCGAACCAAAGAUAAAAGAAGAAGCGAGGGGAGCGUCCCAGCGGCAGCACAGAGGUAACAGUCCAAAAUCGGUACCCACCCACCAACCAUUCAAAAUUUCUUACCAACCUCUUCCAUCUCUUCGCCUUUUCUCCAAACGGCUGGUGGGGGAUAGCGAGAUAGAGAGAGAAAGAGAUAAGGUUUUGAAGGGAUGAAGAAACUAGGGAGGAGGGUCCACCCGACCCCCGCGGCCGCAGCGACGGCGGCGGCGGCACCGUGGGAGCAGCUGGCGGCUCUCCCGGCGGCCUUGAUGGCUCUGGUGACGGCACUGACGGCGGAGGAGCAGGAGGUGCUGGCCUACCUUCUCUCCGGCGGCGUCGGAGGGGGUGUAGGAGGUGGUGGGAAGGGGAAGUGGAAGGAGGAACGGCGAGGGCGGCAGCAACAGCAGCACCACCCGCCGGAGCUCGGUUGCCAGUGCUUCGGGUGCUACAAGAGCUUCUGGGCGCGGUGGGACGCGUCGCCCAACCGCCACCUCAUCCACCGCAUAAUCGACGCCGUCGAGGAGACGCUCGAGUCCAGGGAGCGCGCCCGGGGGAGGGGACGCCGCCGGCGGAGCGGCCGUGGCGGUGGACGGAAGGGUGGGGAAACGACGGAGGCGGCGGCGGCGAAGGCGGAGGAGGAAGAGCUUUUCCGGGUGGAGGGGAAGGGUUUCAUGGUAGCGGACGGAGGACACGUUGCGGAUGAUGAUGAUGACGAGGAUGAUGAUGAGGAUGAUGGGGAGAAGGGAGAUGAGGUUAAUGGAAGCGGUGGUGGUGGGGAGAGUAAGAGCUCGGUGAGGAGGUUUGUGAGUUUUAUUGGAGAGAGGGUUUGGGGAGUUUGGAAUUAAUGACCCAAAAAAGGAAAGAAAAAUUAUUAGUAUAUUUGGGACUUGGGAGGAGGGCAAAAAAUGUCUUGAAGGUCAGUUUUGAUCCAAUCUCUCCUUUCCUUCUUCCUUCAUUUCUUUAUGUUUGUUCUUCCCCCUUUUUUUUUUCUUUUUCUUUUUUUCAGGCAAGAUAAACUCUGCUUUUGUUCUGUAUUAUAUUUUUCCUUUUUUGCUUGCAAUGAGAAAUAUGGACUUUCUGGGCAACUAAGGCCUUGUAAAAAGGAGAAAAAAGUGGGAAAAAUGGUUUAUAUCCAUCUCUGCUCUUCUUCUUCCUCUAUGUUUGAUUUUAUUUAUGGAAUUUCUCAUCUUAUCCAGAGUACAAAGAUUCAGUUUUUUUUCUAGUCUAUUUUUAGAAGAACAAGAGAUGAUAACACUUGGAAUGGGAACUUUUCUUAUAUUAUUUAUUUACAGGGCUCCUCUUUUGUCUUUUGGGUUUCAACUUCUUGGUUGAUGGGAAAUUGAACAUAAUAUUCUUGGACUGAUGAACCAAAGAAGGGAAAGCUGUCACAAGUGAUAUGGACAACCAUGGCCUCUUUGUUUGCUAAUUUUUAAUUUGAGACUAGGGGCUUCUAUUUAGGUGAUUGAAGGUGAUAUUAUGAGAAUUAGAAGAUUGGAAACUAGUUUGGGAACCCACAAGACUUUUGUAGGACUAAAAACCAUUAUUGCUCUGUCAGUAAUUAAUAUCCUGUCAUCAAAUAUGUACCAUGUUUUUCCAUAAUUGAGCUAUGAAUGCAAGCCUCAUUAAUUCAUUGCUGCCAAAUAAUUAUUCCUCAGUCCCUUUUUAAUA
Elaeis guineensis (African oil palm) is the source of this 1741-nucleotide messenger RNA. RefSeq lists its product as uncharacterized. Lineage: Eukaryota; Viridiplantae; Streptophyta; Magnoliopsida; Arecales; Arecaceae. The record is from RefSeq and is a predicted model, not a curated record.